AUGCUGGGAGUUGGAGAUGAAGCACUCACUCCCUGUAGUGGGACUGCUGAAAUUGCAUCCUUUGCCCAUUUGAUUUCCUCAUCAUUCUAUAGGCACAGCUCUGUCAAGACUGAUGAGGCCACAGGCACGGCUCCCUUCCACCUUGACCUCUGGUUCUACUUCACCCUGCAGAACUGGGUUCUGGACUUUGGCCGCCCCAUUGCCAUGCUGGUGUUCCCUCUCGAAUGGUUUCCACUUAACAAGCCCAGCGUCGGGGACUACUUCCACAUGGCCUACAACAUCAUCACGCCCUUUCUCCUGCUCAAGCUCAUCGAGCGGUCCCCCCGCACCCUGCCGCGCUCCAUGAUCUAUGUCAGCAUCAUCACCUUCAUCAUGGGCGCCAGCAUCCACCUGGUGGGAGACUCAGUGAACCAUCGCCUUAUCUUCAGUGGCUACCAGCACCACCUGUCAGUCCGUGAGAACCCCAUCAUCAAGAAUCUCAAGCCCGAGACGCUGAUCGACUCCUUCGAGUUGCUCUACUACUACGACGAGUACCUGGGCCACUCCAUGUGGUACAUCCCUUUCUUCCUCAUCCUCUUCAUGUACUUCAGCGGCUGUUUCACUCCUACCAAAGCUGACAGCUCAAUGCCAGGGGCGGCCCUGCUCUUGGUGGUGCCCAGUGGCCUGUACUACUGGUACCUGGUCACAGAGGGCCAGAUCUUCAUCCUCUUCAUCUUCACCUUCUUCGCCAUGCUGGCCCUCGUCCUGCACCAGAAGCGCAAGCGCCUCUUCAUGGACAGUAACGGCCUCUUCCUCUUCUACUCCUUCGCCCUCACCCUCCUCCUUGUGGCCCUCUGGGUCACCUGGCUAUGGAAUGACCCUGUACUCAGGAAGAAGUACCCCGGCGUCAUCUAUGUCCCUGAGCCCUGGGCCUUCUACACCCUCCAUGUCAGCAGCCGACACUGAGUCCCUGGCACCAGCCACCGGUGCUCUGUUGGGUGGGAGAUGGGUGUUUGAGCAUGGGGUGUGCCUGCGUUCAUGCGCGUAUGCACAUGUGCAUGUGUGUGUGCAUCUGUGUAUGUCCACCCGUGUGUGCACAACCCGUGACUGAAAACAGGUGAGAGUAUGCAUUGUGCACAUGGGUAGGGGAGUGUGUGUGUGUGCGUGAGCGUGUGGCAUGCAUCACCAGGAGACUUGAUCGUUUUGGUCAAGUUUCUGUUUGGUUUGGAUCAUUUCAGGAUGGGGUUCAUUUUUAGGCAGUGUGCCCCGGCCAAGAUAUAGGCACUGCCUUUCUGUGCACCCAACUAGAGCCAGGGCCCCUCUCACUCUCACUGCUCAGGGCUGGUCCCUUCUUCCUGGGAAGUCUUCUGGUAGCCAUGCAGGAGAGGCCUGGGUGGGAUAGAGAGGGGACUUGGCCAUCACCUGGCCCACUCCACAGACCUGCACUGACCCUGGAGGCCAGAUUACAUAGGUUAUGUGAACUUUCUCUGUAUUUUUUAAUAAAGUACAUCCCUUUUCUGGGCCUCACUUGCACUAGAUGUGCCCAGUCCCAAAGUGGGUUAGUAGGCUGGUUACAUUCUCCUCUUGGAGCAGCCUGGGGAUGGACGAGUAGUACUGUCCUGUCACUGCCCUCUCCUACCCUGGGAGGGGUGUGUGUACCCCAGACCCUCAUCCCUACCUCAGGCUGCAUGGGGUGUUGAGCCACCGACGCUAAGGGUCCAGAGGCCAGGCCACUUCCCUAACCAGCAGCCCGAUCUUGGGGUCUGGCUGCCGUAGCUCUCCAACUAUCUUCCUCUGCCAGAAGCUCUGUCUCCCACCUCUCCCUCCAGGAGAAUUGUGGCACCGCCUUCAUGCCAGCCAGACUGCAGGUUUUUGAGCUGCAACUGAAGGCAGAGUCCUGAAACACUUGCACUAUUCCCCGAGCUGCUUUUGGCACGGGGAGUAUCGAGGCUCUCUUCAGUCGGCCAUGUCUCAGUCCGUCUCAUGCUUUCGGCCAGGGUCCUGCUCCCAGAAAAGGGAGGCCUCAUUCCCAGUAGGAUGCAACCCCUCCUCGUCCCUGCCUUCUCCCAGGCACUGGGGCCAAGUCUCACACAGCUGCAGGCACCACAGCCUCUUUUCCAGCCAGCACUGGCCCACAUGUGCUCUUGGGUCUCAGGGGCCCUGCCUCACCUUCCCCGGGCCCUGCCUCCUCUCCUAUGUUCUCAGGGAGCCCCGUGCCUCAGAUUCUCCUUUCAUGUUGGGGUCCUCCAGCCCCUGGUCAAUCCCUGCCUGCUGGCAGCAUCAGGUGGUGAGAGGUGAAUAAAGGUGAUGAGAAGCCAAACCUGGCUAGGGCUGCUGCUUACUUUGGGUGUGAAUUUGAGAGGCAGGAGAGAGGUCCAUCGAGGAGGGGAAAGUGUGGCUGGUCUGGGGUCCAGGCAGGAGUGCUGGACCAUCCCCAAGGGCCCACUGAACCCCAUCUAACCGAGAGUGGGUGCUGCCCACUGGACUUCCAUGCCACUUUGUAGGAUCCUGGGGUUAGGGAGGGGGCAGGCAAGAAAGGAUUUGGUCAGUCCCGGCCUUCUUCAGAGGAGUCUGGGAACUAUAGGGGAGGGGAGCUAGGAUAGAGCAUCUGCAGACCUGCCCCUCAGAGAUGUCACAUCAAGCCUCCCAGCUGUGCUACCAACCAGUUCCAGAGACUGAAGAAGAGAGGUGCCCUUGGGGGAAAAUGGGGAGCCUGAUUUGUUGGAAGUUGGUCCUUAGCCUUGGGCAACUCACUUGAUCUCUGGGAGUGCAGGAGCAGCCACAUGGAACUUACUGGGCUGCUGUAUCAGACAGCACAGAGGAGGGGCUGCUGGCAGGAGACAACCACACCAUGUAGGCCCUGCGCCCCAUUUGAUUCCUUCCUUACCUGGAGGACACUGCUCCUCCAACCCCCUGCACAGGGCUUAUUCACAGAAGGACUUAACAGAUAUCUUAUGACCAGUCACAAGGCUGGUGUGUGGGGCCCGAAAUUUAUACAAUUUGGUGGUGGGGCGGGGUAUAAAAAAAAAUAAAAGUGAAUGAAAAAUUAGGUAUGAAAGUGAAAACAGUUGACCCUCAAACAACAUUGGGGUUAGGGGCACCGACCCCACUGCGAAGUCCAAAAUCCACAUAUAACUUUUGAAUCACCAAAAACUUAACUGCAAUAGGCCCUUCGUAUCCUAGGGUUUCGCAUCUGCGGAUUCAACCAACUGUGGGUCCAAACAGUAUUUCUGAUCCGUGACUGGGACUCCACAGGUGAUAAGGGGCCCACUGAUGACCGGAAGCCUUACUGGUAACACGUAUUUUGUAUGUUGUAUGUAUUAUAUGCUGUAUUCUCAUAAUAAAGUAAGCUAGAGGAAAUGUCGAUAAAAUCA
Messenger RNA from Pteropus alecto (black flying fox), 3353 nucleotides. RefSeq names its product CLN6, transmembrane ER protein (gene CLN6). The transcript is spliced from 8 exons. Bases 1 to 945 code for a protein of 314 amino acids. Lineage: Eukaryota; Metazoa; Chordata; Mammalia; Chiroptera; Pteropodidae. The record is from RefSeq and is a predicted model, not a curated record.